Molecule: messenger RNA, 5529 nt
Organism: Phacochoerus africanus (Common warthog)
Lineage: Eukaryota; Metazoa; Chordata; Mammalia; Artiodactyla; Suidae
Gene: LZTS3
Product: leucine zipper tumor suppressor family member 3
Exons: 5
Coding region: 1642-3660 (672 amino acids)
Biological process (GO): regulation of dendritic spine morphogenesis
Cellular component (GO): dendritic spine
Source: RefSeq, a predicted model, not a curated record
CUCGAAUGCUCAUGAGUCCAGUCUCUCUUUCCAUCCAGGAUGUAAUAGAAAUAUUUCUUUGGUCUUCCUCAAAGCACCUAUUUCCCCCAGACUUUCACCUCCUGUCAUGUUCAGGGUGUUACCUACCCUGGUGCCCACCCAGUCCAGACUCCUCCCUUGCCUCCAACCCCUGAACCCCAUCUGUAUGAAGUUUUGUCAGUUGUUCCUCCCAAACCUGCCCAGAUCUUCCCACUGGUUCUGAGCCCCAGGUCACCCAGCCUCCAUCCUCUCAGUCCCUACACUGCAUCCCCAAGUGGCAAGAAAAGGGGGUCAUGCUUAGGAUGGGAAGUGGAUAUCUGGGCUGGAGUGUAUGGGGAGUGGAGACAGAGCAGGGCGAGGGUGAAUCACGAGAGGCACCUAGGGCACUCGAUGUAAAAAGGCACUCACACCCCAGGGUCCUGCGCUUGCUGAGCCUGCACUGAAACUGCACCCUAGUUGCCUCUCUUGCUGCACGCCACGUCUCAGGCUUGUGGGACAUGGGGACAGAUUAGUUUAAGGGAGGAAGGUGGUAAAGUCCUGUUCUCCACACCUCCUCGGGAGCCAGAGGCUGAGAGAAUGGAAUUUUACAAAGGCAGUGUGAACCAGUUUGGUGGCGAGUUUUCCAACCACCUAGGGCUGUAAUCCUGGGUGUGCUGACCAGAAGUCUCCUGAAGGGCAAGAGUUUUGUUAGGCUCUCCUGGUCUAAGGCCCGUUAGGACAAACAGCAUUCGAAGUGGGCAGCUGGGUAGAACACAGAGGAGCGCUCUAGGAACAGAGGUCUGCCACCUGUCCUCCUUUGCCUUGGGAGAGGAGGGCUCCCUAGCAGGUUUCUGGUGGGAGCAGAGAUUAAAUGCCUGGAGGGUGCCCUCUGCCAUUUCUGGCACAUGUAUCCGGGCAUCUACACUCCUGGCAGGUGCUGUCUGCUGCCACUGCCCGGCUGGAUUUUGAGGCUCUCUGGGGCAGGUGUUUCCAGGGCGGACUUGAGACAAAGGAACGAGGAAGCAGAGCCUUUCUGGGCACAAGUAACCUGAGGCCCUGCUCCCCCACCCCGGCUCCUGUGGGCCGGCCUUGAGGGAGGGGGGACGCAAGCUCACGGGAGGGCUCAGAGGAAUUCGCGGCGAAGUGAGCUGGGUCAAGGUCCACGAGGAGCUGGGGGAGGGGAGUAAUCCAGGAAGUCUUCCCGGCGGCAGUGAAUUCUUAGAGGGGUCCUGCGGGGGCGGAGUCCUCCUGGGCUCCGCUGGGAGCGGACGCCCCGCCCCUGACCACGCCCACCUGUGGGAACCCCGGUGCUCAAGGGAGGAAAGGCCCGCGCCCGCAGCGGGCAGGCGGCGCUGCGUCUUCUGCCCUGGCCCCGGCCAGCCCGGAGCCCUCUGCCGAGAGGAGAAAACUGCAGUCCGGGAUGGCUCAGUCGGCCCGUCCAAAGUCGCACAGCUGGUUCUGGCCGAGCCCCUACUACGAGAGUGAGGCACAUGGCCCAUGCAGACCGGGCCUCGGAGGGUCCCAGGCUUGAGGACCCGUCGGCCCCCCCACCCCCUUGGAGAGGCAAGGAGAGGAUCCUGCGCUCGUAGUGAGCCUCCACUUCUGCCCUUGACUGCAACACCCUAGUGCUCCCCUGGCUUAGUCAUGGCGAAGCUGGAGACACUGCCUGUGCGCGCUGACCCAGGGCGGGAUCCCCUCCUGGCCUUUGCCCCUCGGCCCUCUGAGCUCGGACCCCCAGACCCUCGCCUGGCCAUGGGCAGUGUGGGCAGCGGGGUGGCCCACACCCAGGAGUUUGCCAUGAAGAGUGUGGGCACCCGCACAGGGGGUGGGGGCAGCCAGGGCAGUUUUCCUGGCCCCCGUGGCAGUGGGGCCAGCAGGGAGAGGCCAGGCCGCUACCCCUCAGAGGACAAGGCUCUCGCCAAUUCACUCUACCUCAAUGGCGAGCUGCGGGGCAGUGACCACACGGAUGUCUGCGGCAAUGUGGUGGGCAGCAGUGGUGGCAGCAGCAGCAGCGGUGGCAGUGACAAGGCCCCACCACAAUAUCGUGAACCCAGCCACCCACCCAAACUCCUGCCCACCUCUGGCAAGCUAGACCAGUGCUCAGAGCCACUGGUUCGGCCUUCAGCCUUCAAGCCCGUUGUACCCAAGAACUUCCACUCCAUGCAGAACUUGUGCCCCCCGCAGUCCAACGGGACCCCUGAGGGACGACAGGGCCCCGGUGGCCUCAAGGGUGGACUGGACAAGUCUCGGACCAUGACCCCAGCGGGUGGGGGUGGGGGCGGCCUCUCAGAUUCAGGCCGGAACUCACUCACAAGCCUGCCCACUUACAGCUCCAGCUACAGCCAGCACCUGGCACCCCUCAGUGCCUCCACCAGCCACAUCAAUCGCAUUGGCACUGCCAGCUAUGGUAGUGGCAGUGGUGGCAGCAGCAGCGGUGGUGGGUCAGGCUACCAGGACCUAGCAACCUCUGACAGUGGGCGGGCCUCCAGCAAAAGCGGGUCAUCCUCAUCCAUGGGGCGGCCAGGCCACUUGGGAUCGGGGGAGGGUGGAGGUGGAGGCCUGCCGUUUGCGGCCUGCUCGCCACCCUCGCCCAGCACUCUGAUCCAGGAGCUAGAGGAGCGGCUGUGGGAGAAGGAGCAGGAGGUGGCAGCUCUGCGGCGUAGCCUGGAGCAGAGCGAGGCGGCGGUGGCUCAGGUGCUGGAGGAGCGGCAGAAGGCCUGGGAGCGUGAGCUGGCUGAGCUGCGGCAGGGCUGCAGUGGGAAGCUGCAGCAGGUGGCCCGGCGCGCUCAGCGCGCCCAGCAAGGCCUACAGCUGCAGGUGCUGCGGCUGCAGCAGGACAAGAAGCAGCUGCAGGAGGAGGCAGCCCGGCUGAUGCGCCAACGGGAAGAGCUUGAGGACAAGGUGGCCGCCUGCCAGAAGGAACAGGCCGACUUCCUGCCCCGGAUGGAGGAAACUAAGUGGGAGGUGUGCCAGAAGGCUGGGGAGAUUUCCCUCCUGAAGCAGCAGCUGAAGGACUCGCAGGCCGACGUGUCCCAGAAGCUGAGUGAGAUCGUAGGGCUGCGCUCCCAGUUGCGGGAGGGCCGGGCCUCGCUGCGAGAGAAGGAGGAGCAGCUGCUCAGCCUGAGGGACUCCUUCAGCAGCAAACAGGCCAGCCUGGAGCUGGGCGAGGGCGAGCUGCCCUCUGCCUGCCUCAAGCCGGCACUGACCCCAGUGGACCCGGCUGAGCCGCAGGAUGCCCUGGCCACCUGCGAGAGUGACGAGGCCAAGAUGCGCCGUCAGGCUGGGGUGGCUGCCGCCGCCUCCCUGGCUUCCUUGGAUGGGGAGGUGGAUGCUGGGGGGGAGAGUGGGACGCGGGCCCUGCGGCGGGAGGUGGGGCGGCUACAGGCUGAGCUCGCAGCCGAGCGGCGAGCCCGGGAGCGCCAGGGUGCCAGCUUCGCAGAGGAGCGCCGCGUGUGGCUGGAGGAGAAGGAGAAGGUCAUCGAGUACCAGAAGCAGCUGCAGCUGAGUUACGUGGAGAUGUACCAGCGCAACCAGCAGCUGGAGCGGCGGCUGCGAGAGCGCGGGGCCGCGGGAGGUGCCAGCACGCCUACACCCCAACACGGGGAGGAGAAGAAAGCCUGGACCCCCUCCCGCCUGGAGCGCAUUGAGUCCACAGAAAUCUGAUCCCCUCCCUGGGCAUGUGGUCUUUUGACAAAAACCCUGUCAAAGGCCAGAGUCCCCAGUAUCCCUUCCUUGCCAUCACCUUCCCCUCAUGUCCCCCUGUAUCCCCAGACCAAAGAGGUUCUCAAAGCAGCUGUGACCAGGUCCCUCCCUCCCCUCACUGGGUGCCUCCCAGCUCUACCACUGCCCCCCUGGGCAGCCCACUUGACCCUCCUCCCAAGGAGGAAAUAGGGGGAGGGCUGAGUGUGUGGGGAUGAAGGACCCAGGCAGUAGGGGAGCCCGGGCUCCCUUUCUUGGCACUCCCUUGUUGAAGAGGUGGCAGGCCUGCAGUGCCGCCAGGUACCAGCCCUUUGAUGGUCUGGGCUGCUACUGCCGGCCCAUCGUGUGUCUAGAGAUGCGCUCUGUGCCCAUCUCCUAUGCCGUGUAGCCUGAGGGGGCCUGCCUGGGGUCUGCCGGAGUGGACAGACCUUGGGCUCCCGGCCUCUCUCCUUCCUGCGCAGUCUUCCCUCCCUGGCAGAUUGGCAGGACGAGUGGGAGCAGAUGGCCUGCCUGUGGUUGAGAGGGCUACCUGCCCAGCCCCUCCCCCCCCCCCAAGGUCUCUUGGGCUCAGGCCUCAGAGCCUGGCCUGGUCCUGAGUGUGUGUCCAUUUGUGUGUGUUGGAGGAGGGAAGGGCAGGGGCUGGAGGCCCAGUGCCCAGGGAAGCUCUGCCCUCCUCUUCUUGGGAAGGGUCACCUGGAGGCUUCUUAGCUCUACCCUGCCCCUUCUGGCCAGGAUCCCACAGGACAACAGUCCCAUCUGCUUGGCUGACCCCAUACCCCGGACCACUGUCCAGCUCUAACUACAGCUAUUAAGUGCUACCUGCCUCUCAGGCACUCCCCUCACCCAGUUUCUGAGGUCAUAUGAGUGUCUGUGAUGUCUUCCUGUGUCUUCCCCCACUUGAUUCCCUCAGCCUCCUUCUGCUUUCAUGCUCUGAACAUCGUUGUCCUAGGCCACCGCUUCCCCCAAACCUCACCUUUUCUUCCAGUAGAAAACUCUGCUUGAUCUUUGGUGCACUGCCCACUUCCACACUCCACUGGGCCCAAGCCUGAGCCUGUGGCCCUUGUUUUGGGGGACAGGGGGUGGCUAUGAUUGCUCUUGAAGAGCAAGGCUGAAUGGAGAGGAACACUGACCCCUGGGUCCCAGGGGCCUGAGGUAGCCCGGGGUUUGCCCAGGGUAGGCCUGGCAUGGCCGUCAGUGGGGGUGGGGGCAGCCAAUGUCACUUCCUCCUCUCGGGGCCCUCUGAGACUCUAUCUCCCCAAGAUAAGAAGGGAAAGGCAAAUUUCUAACACACCAGCAAUAAAAAUCAGAGGAGGCUUGGCCCUCAGCCCUGGUAUUUCUCUUUUCACUCUCUCCCUCCCACCCCCAAGACUGGGUUUGUGGGGCAGGGUGGAGGGAGCUGGCAACUACUGUGAGCAACCCCCGACCCCUGACCAGCCUCCUCCCAUGACUGGUGACUGUUUAACCAGCUGUGCAUCCCCCACAAAAACAGGAGUGCCCCUCUGCGUGGCCUCUGUCCUUCUGCACAGCCCCUUCCGGUGGCCCUCCCCAGAUCUCUAAGCUGGGUGAGGGGCUGUCCUGGCAAUCACUGCCCAUUCCACUCACCCUUCACUACACCUGCCCCAGAACCUGGGCCUGGGCCAGAGGGGCAGGGGGAAGAGAAGGCAUUAGUAGGAAAAAAAAAAAUAGAAAAAAAAAAUGAACAGACUCAGCUUUGGGACUUCCAACCACAAAAGAAAUUAUAUAUAAAUAUAUAAAAAUAUAUAUCUCUACCAUAUGUGAUGGAAAGACUUCGUUUUCUUUUCCCAAAGAAAUAAAAUGGAGAAAGCCUCUUGA